Messenger RNA from Rubroshorea leprosula, 1223 nucleotides. The record is from the annotation of a GenBank genome assembly. Lineage: Eukaryota; Viridiplantae; Streptophyta; Magnoliopsida; Malvales; Dipterocarpaceae.
AAAAAGAAAGGAAAUUAAGAUAAGGAUGAAUUGCUUUUUCUUUUUCUUUUUCUUCUUUCUUUCUUCCUCCUCAGACCCGCGUGGCCUGCUCUUCCUCUUUCCCCCCGACCCUCUGCACCCGACGAGACCCGUUACUGCCUCCCUUUUUCAGGCCGGAAAUCCGGCAAAGCUUGGGGAUUUCUCCCUAUUUUCUUGUUUUAAAACACCUAUUAUUAGUCUUUUGUAUUGAUUUGAGCAUGCCUACUUGAAAUUUAAGUGAUUGUCCUGAUGAUUUGAAAGCGAUCGGUGAAUUAAGAUUUUUCUUUAAAUUUCUGCUUGUUUUGUCUCCGAUGUGGUUAUGUUAUUAAUGAUCCUGCUUUGAUGAUUUGAGAUGGAUUGUGAAUUUCGAAAUUUUCUGUAAUCCUACAUUGUUUUGUCUCUGAUAUAAUCAUGAUUUUCGAUCCCCGCUAGUGGGUGUGUAGCACUUCCGAUCCCUACUAGUGGGUGUAAUGCUGGCACUUCCGAUCCCCGCUAGUGGGUGUGUAGCAUUUCUGAUCCCCGCUAGUGGGUGUAACGCUAGCACUUCCGAUCCCCGCUAGUGGGUGUGUAGCAUUUCCGAUCCCCGCUAGUGGGUGUAACGCUAGCACUUCUGAUCCCCACUAGUGGGUGUAACGCUAGCACAUGUCGACAUGUUUACUGAUAUGACCGGUUAAUUCCGACGCCUGCCACUGGGUGAAUACAUUGGCAAAUUUCUGUCGCCUACCAGUGGGUUGUUAUAACACUGGCCAUGACUUAUAGAUGAGACUACUGAAUUGAGUUUUCUUCUGCAUUGACGGUUUUGUCAUUGAACGUUUUGCUAUUGAACCGAAUUUGAUUUUCGCAUUAACGGUUUAUCAGUGAAAGUUCUGUUACGUUUACAUGGUUUAUCUGGCAUGCUUAAAAGUUUUACACAAGGGCUAUCCAUAUUUACUUACUGAGUUUAUCUCAUAGUUUUCCUUGUCCACCAUUUCAGGAAGUGAAACCGAGGACGGGGAAACUAAGGGGGAGUGACGAGUUAGAAUGCUAGCUACCUGGAAUUUGAUAUAGAUUAUGAUCCUGUAAGCUAGAGUGUACUUGGAGAUUUUAUGAUAUCAUAGCAGAUUGUAAAAAUUUUAUCUUGAGAUUUGGUGGUAUCAGAUUGUGAAUUGGAUAAGUUUCGAGCCUUGUGCAUUUGUAGGACCCUCUCACGAGUGCACGGCGUCUGU